Pygocentrus nattereri (red-bellied piranha) is the source of this 3491-nucleotide messenger RNA. RefSeq names its product reticulocalbin 3, EF-hand calcium binding domain (gene rcn3). Lineage: Eukaryota; Metazoa; Chordata; Actinopteri; Characiformes; Serrasalmidae. The record is from RefSeq and is a predicted model, not a curated record. Bases 77 to 1033 code for a protein of 318 amino acids. The transcript has 8 exons. Gene Ontology annotation, cellular component: endoplasmic reticulum. Gene Ontology annotation, molecular function: calcium ion binding.
GGCAGAGUGCCAACGCGACGCCAAUCCUCACAGAAAAAAACCCACGAGUGCUGGAAGGUAGAGACUCAGGAAUCUUAUGUACUCAGAGAAAAUGCAGCUGCUCUUGCUCUCCCUGAUUGUGGGGGUCACGUUUGCUGUGCCUCCUCAGGAAAAGCGUGUUCAUCAUCAGCGUGACCUGAGUGACCACGUCCACGACGAUGCCCACGGUUACCAGUACGAUCACGAGGCCUUUCUGGGCAAAGAGGAUGCCAAGACAUUUGACCAGCUGACCCCUGAGGAGAGCCAGGCCAGACUUGGGAAGAUAGUGGAUCGCAUCGACACAGAUAAGGAUGGUUUCGUUACCCAUACAGAGCUUCACCACUGGAUCAAACACAGGCAGAGGAGGUACAUUGAGGAGAACGUGAACAAGCACUGGAAAGAAUACGACCAGAACAAGGAUGGGAAGAUUGCCUGGACGGAAUACAAGAACACCACUUAUGGCUCCUACCUGGAUGACGAGUUUAGUGACAUAGAGGACAGAGAAACCUACAAAGCCAUGCUCAUGCGAGACGAGAGGCGAUUCAAGGCAGCAGAUAAAGACGGGGAUGGAACCGCCACAAAGGAAGAGUUCACCGCCUUCCUCCACCCUGAGGAGUUCAAAUACAUGGAGCACACUGUGGUGCAGGAAACAAUAGAUGAUAUCGACAAGAACGGUGAUGGCAAGAUAAAUCUAGAGGAGUACAUCGGGGACAUGUACACUCGCGAGGACGGAGUGGAGGAGCCAGACUGGGUUAGCACUGAAAAGAAGCACUUCUCAGAGUUCAGAGAUGUUAACAAGGACGGUUUCCUUGAUGGCACCGAAGUUGCCCAGUGGAUACUGCCAGGAAAUGUUGAUCACGCUGAUAAUGAGGCCAAACAUCUUAUUCAUGAGACAGAUACGAACAAUGAUGAUAAAAUCACUAAGCAGGAGAUUCUGGCUAACUGGAACAUGUUCGUCGGGAGCCAGGCCACCAAUUACGGAGAAGAUCUCACCAGGAAACACGAUGAGCUUUGAUGCUUUCAUGCUAAAGAGAAACAGCAGUGGGUUCUCAUAUAGGUCAAGGAUUUGCAGGAAGGGUCAAAGUUACAUGUAAUAAGCAAAUUACUGUUACAUUUUUACAUUAAUAGAUGGGUGGAUUUAGUCCAAGGUAGGGUUAGAAGUCAGGGGUCAAGACCUAAUGUUAGGAAUCGGGAGUGUUCUUGAGGUGAGUCGGGACUGGGAGGGUACUUCAAUCUAAAGCGAAAUUCCAACAACUUUUCAAAAUUUCUGCAUAAUUCAAUUGAGGUGUAAACAGUCAUUCAGAGUGGUUUGAUGUCUUUACAGUGGUGGUGAUGGGAACCAGGGGUCGCAAUGUCUACAACACAAAUACAGCCAUUUUAUUUACUAUCCAAAAUCACCAGUUAACCUACGUGCGUUUUCUUCUUACAUGUGUUUUAGUAUGUAAUGUUGAUGAUGACAAAAUAGUGAUAAAUCUAAAAGCAAAGCUUUGCCUUAGGCUGUACCUCAAUACCAUGAAUGUAUUAAAUAAAAUUAAGCCAAAACCCUUUUUAAGACUGUCAUAAAACAAGGUCUCAGGGAGGAGGAAAUAUAUUUGUAACAAGCCAUAACUUUCUAUGAGGGAGCUUUUAGAAACAUUAAACAUUAAAGACGUCUGGUUCCUAUUACCACCACUGUGAAAAAUUCUUACUUCGUAAGUUUUUCUAUAAGAAAUCUUCUCAUUUCAAACCACUCUGCUUGACUUUGCUCACAUCUUAAUGAUUUAAUUAUGCAAAAACAUUGUAAAAAAUCUAUGGAAUUCUCCUUUAACUGAAAUCAGAUUGUAUUUAUUAAGGCAUCACAUUACAUCCAUUAAAAGAAACGUUUACAGCAUGUUUACAUGCACAUUGUGGUUGACAAACAUUUAUACCUGUUUUCCUUAGUUAUGCAGUAUUCCCAAAAGGCUGAUGUUGCUAAGUAGAAAUAAAAGCCAUUAGUAUUUUAUAAAACUGUCUUAACAAUUUUACCAUUACAAUUUCUAUCCCUAUGUAGGAUUUGAAAAUAUAAUUUUUGGUUAGUUUUAGCUGUAGAUCUGUAUGUGUGGCAGUGGCUCAGACCACAAAAGGAAAGAGCUCAAGAGUACAGUGCUAUUCUGGGAUAAGCUUGUGACUUUAAAAGCACAUAUAAUACAAUUCAGGCUUGUCAUUACAUAUAUAAAGGCAUGAUUAUAUCCAUUUGGUCUAUUCUUAGGUGUAAAAGACAACAGAUACAAAAACUAUAAUGCUUCAGAUUCACAUGCAGUGUCACAAUGGCUAAAUAAAAAAGCACAAAAGUCUUAUAGUAAGCUUUGCAGUGUGUAUGGUCAUCCUUAAAUGAUCAAUGUAUUGGAAAAUUAGUUGAUGUAUGUAAAGUUCCAAAACAUACUAUUCACUAUAAAGUCCAUAGUCUAUAUAUGAAAACUAAGCUGCAAAAACAGGUUGUUUUGAAUUCAUCAGUUUUGUGAUGGAAUGAAAAGCAACACAUUUACAGGCUUGUUCAGUCUAUAGAAGUGUGCUCUAGCUUGGACUGCGUUUUGAAUAAGGACAGCCAAUCAGAACAGAACUAAUUUACAUAUAUCAGUCUUAAACAGCCUGUUUAUUUCUAAGGAAUGAAAAGAGGUUGGAAAAUAGUCAUGUAAAAAUGAAUUAUGGCCAUUUUUGCCAAGUAAAAACACAUAAAAGUUUUAAGUAGACGUCUGGGGAAAAAGAAAUAUGAAAAAUGUUAAAUAUUGAAACUUUAAAGUACUAGUUAUUUGGAGCAGGCAACAAUAGCACAGAAGUAAAUGACUGCAGAUCACUCUGAGAUGAUUCAUACAUACAGGCCCAGAAUAUGGCUGAGCCAUGGGGUCUGAUACUAGAACUUUCCAGGUCUAAGUGUCAUUCUGAUUGCUGUGCAGGUUGCUUCAGAAGUGUUUGGUCCCUCCAUGUUCUUGCUGCAGCACAGUGAGAAUGAAAAAGGGCAGACACAGCUCUGUGACAACUCCUCUGCAUAAAUCCAGGCUAAAAUAUGUCUAGAUGUAAGCUUUCAGCCCUGCUUAGCAACAUUAGCAAUGUAGCUCCGGUGCCAAGUUAGAGAAACAAAGUAUAAACAUGUCAACCACACUUCAGAUAAAUGGAAAGUCUUGGUCAUUCUAUCUUUUCAACACUCCACUAUAGUCCUGUUGUGUGGUAGCCUAAUGCAUGUUUAUAGGUUUAUUGAUGCACAAGAGUUGAGCACUGAAGAAAAGGCUAUUUGCAGACAUCUGAACAAACAGCGCUUGAAUGGGCUGUUACAAACACAGCCCAGCUGUCUGGACAUCACCUGUGGCUACCACUGGCAGGGAAGUGUUCGAAGGGAAGAGAUGGGGAAGGCAUAGAGAAAGACAAUAAGGGAUUAAGUUCUUGGGAGGAGAAAAACUUUGACUGUUUGCUGGCAACAUAUUUCUCUGUGAAUUAAAAAUAAAGGCCUUUUUUUUUAA